This is a messenger RNA of Octopus bimaculoides (California two-spot octopus), 1845 nucleotides long. RefSeq names its product zinc transporter ZIP9-B. Lineage: Eukaryota; Metazoa; Mollusca; Cephalopoda; Octopoda; Octopodidae. Gene Ontology annotation, cellular component: membrane. Gene Ontology annotation, biological process: zinc ion transport; transmembrane transport. The record is from RefSeq and is a predicted model, not a curated record. Gene Ontology annotation, molecular function: metal ion transmembrane transporter activity.
UAUAUAUAUAUAUAUAUAUAUAUAUAUAUAUCAUACGCCAAGUUCUUGACUGGUGUGGUCGUGUCAGCGUAUAUAUAUAUAUAUGUUUAGGACAGCAUAUAUAACUGACAACUUGCUUUUGGCUAACUUCUAAAGAAGAAGGCAAAACAGCUGGACAUUACCGACAUGGAUAAUACCUGGACUUUACUCAUUCUUUCUUUGGCCAUGCUACUAGGAUGUUAUAUAUCUGGCGUUAUACCGUUGGCAUUCCAUUUCACAGAGACAAAAGUGAAAAUAGUUCCUGUUCUUGGGACGGGACUCUUAAUAGGCACAGCCUUGGCAGUAAUUAUUCCUGAAGGCGUACAUGUUAUGUAUUCGCAUCAUCACAACCAUGCACAUAGUCACAGCAUAGAGAAAAUGGACGUGAAAGAAGCCGUCGCAAAAGUUGGCAUUGCACAUUCUUCAAUACAUGACGAACACUCACACAACACACACACCGAUUCUGGCGGCACAGAAAACCAUGAGAAUGUCCACAGUUUGAUAGGGGUGGCACUGGUUGCCGGCUUCAUCACAAUGUUGCUUAUUGACCAACUGUUUGGCGGCUCUCAUGCUCACUCUGCCGCAGAUCCUGAACACAACCAAACAACUGUGCAGAACAGAAAUAAAUUCACAGCUACUCUAGGUUUAGUGAUACACGCUGCUGCUGACGGCAUUGCUCUCGGUGCUGCUGUCACAAUGUCUGAGGACCAUGUCACUUUGAUCGUCUUUCUGGCUAUCAUGUUACACAAGGCACCAGCUUCAUUUGGUUUAGUAUCGUUCCUCAUGCUUGAAGGUUUGGAGAGAGCUAGAAUCAAAAGACAUUUGCUUGCCUUUUCUGUCUCAGCGCCAUUGUUAUCAAUUCUCACAUAUUUGGGAUUGAGCCAACAAAAUAAAGAAACCUUGUCCAAUCUUCAUGCAACUGGACUUGCUCUUCUAUUCAGUGCCGGAACUUUCUUGUAUGUGGCCACGGUACACGUCUUGCCUGAAGUGGCCAACACUCCAGCGCAAACCACACAUGAUGGCAUGACCAUCACUCGAGAACAGAAAGGUUUUAACAAGAAGGAACUUUUUACAUUUGUGCUAGGGUCAGCCAUUCCCGUAAUUUUGGCUCUCAGCCACAAGCACUGAGAGAUAUAUUUGUGUAUGUCUUUAGAGAAAAAUUUGAAAAUUAAAAAAAAAAAAUUGGAAAAAAGAACUCAAAAAAACAUUGCUUUUUUAUUGUUUUGUUUAUAUUUUGUUGAAUUUUUUUUUUUUUUACAUUUCUAGAUUUUGGGCAUGGUACCAAAAAUUCUAGGUAUUUCAAUUAUCAUCUUUAGAUAACAUUCUAAAGUUAAAAACCAAAAAAAAUUUUAAUUUUUCACAUUUUUUUUUUAUUAUUUUUAUCUGUGCUUGAACUUUUUAUCACCUCUGAUUUCUUUUCCUUCAGAGGAUAGAAAAUGUCAGAAUUAAUUAGAAAAGAUCAAAUGCAGUCAUUUUUAUUUAUUUUUUAUUCAUCUGUUUGUUUAUUUUUAAUUUUAAGCAUUUACAUUUAUUAAUUUUUUUUAAAAACUCAUUUAAAAACUUUAGGAGAAAGUUAUCUCCCUUAGAAUACGUUAUAACAUUUUUGCUUCAUUUCUCAAAUUUUCAAUUUGGGAAGAAAAAAACUCUAAUUAAAACAAAAUAAACAAACAAAAACUCUUGAUAAAUCCAGAUUUAUACCAUAAUAUAACAUAUACAUACAUAUAUAUAGACACAGACAAGUGUGCUGUACUAUAAAAUGUUCUUUUGAAAUUUCUCUUCACUAAAAUCAAUGGUUUAUUGCGUUAUAAAAGACAACUUUUUGUUUAA